AUGGAGUCGUCUAUAGCCCUGGGCAGACUGGAGCUGAGCCCGGGUCCCACUGGGGUCACGGGGGACUCCAGGCUGAGCGCCGUGGACCCUGCCCCUGACAGAGCCGCUCUCAGGCCCUCGGGCCCCGGGCACCUGAACGGCUGUGUGCCGCUGUCACACCAGGUGGCAGGGCACAAGUACGGAGUGGACAAAGUGGGUAUUCUGCAGCAUCCAGAUGGGACUGUUCUGAAGCAGCUCCAACCCCCACCGAGAGGUCCAAGAGAGAUGCACUUCUACAGCAUGGUGUAUGCGGACGACUGCUGUGACCCCUGUCUCCUGGAGCUCCGCACUCACCUCCCCAAAUACUACGGCACCUGUGCGUCUCCCGACAACCCCAGCGAUCUUUACCUGAAACUGGAAGAUGUGACGCAGCACUUCGAUAAACCGUGCAUCAUGGACGUGAAGAUCGGCCGACGCAGCUACGACCCCUUCGCCUCGCAGGAGAAGCGGGAGCAGCAGAUCCGGAAAUAUCCACUGAUGGAGGAGAUCGGCUUUUUGCUGCUCGGGAUGAGGGUUUACAAUGUUUCCAGUGACUCGUUUGACUCGUACGACCAGCACUACGGACGGAAGCUGCUGAAGGACACCCUUAAAGACGGUUUGGCCAAAUUCUUCUUUAAUGGAGCCGUCUUCAGAAAAGACGCUGUGUCAAAGAGUAUCGUAAAAGUGCAGCAGAUCCUGCGAUGGUUCGAGUCCCAGCAGCAGAUGUGCUUCUUUGCCAGUUCUCUGCUGUUUGUGUACGAGGGUCAGCCUCCUCCUGCAGCUCUCCACAAUCCUCUUCAAGACCAGACUCCGGCUCCAGCCGCGGCUCCAAAGGAGGAGCACACUGCAGAAUACAACAACAACAACAUCCAGGGGGCGCUGUCCUGGGACUACAGCCUGGACAUCUGCACCAACCACAAGAGCCUGUGUCAGCAGCAGUGCACAGAGCAGCAGCCGAACCACAACCAGGAGGGGGCGGAGCCCGAGGCGGGCAGGACAGGAGGUGCACAGCCUGGAGCAGGCCCCACCGUGGAGGUGCGCAUGAUAGACUUUGCUCACGUGUUUCCCAGUGACACGCAUGACGAGGGCUACAUCUACGGCCUCAAACACCUGCUGAGCGUCCUCCAGCAGCUGCUGCAGGAGCCCGAGCUCCUCUGA
Molecule: messenger RNA, 1176 nt
Organism: Knipowitschia caucasica
Lineage: Eukaryota; Metazoa; Chordata; Actinopteri; Gobiiformes; Gobiidae
Source: the annotation of a GenBank genome assembly